This is a messenger RNA of Drosophila obscura, 2833 nucleotides long. Its product is annotated as protein Optix. Gene Ontology annotation, cellular component: transcription regulator complex; nucleus. The coding region runs from base 754 to 2241 and encodes 495 amino acids. The transcript is spliced from 4 exons. NCBI's taxonomy places the organism in Eukaryota, Metazoa, Arthropoda, Insecta, Diptera, Drosophilidae. Gene Ontology annotation, molecular function: RNA polymerase II cis-regulatory region sequence-specific DNA binding; DNA-binding transcription factor activity, RNA polymerase II-specific. The record is from RefSeq and is a predicted model, not a curated record. Gene Ontology annotation, biological process: regulation of transcription by RNA polymerase II.
CUGCUUCUGCUGCCACUGCCGUACCGUACCGUUCCCGUCGCAUAGUAGGCAGCUCAGUUACAAGACCAUUAUUUGACGUAUUUUUUGCGCGCUCGGUUGGCCGUUUGGUUGGUCGUCGCUCGGUACCUCGGUUGGUUGAUCGGUUUGCUCGGUUUGCUCGGCUAUAUCCAUAGCACGCCCAGUCCCAGGCCCCCCUCCGUCGGAGGCUUGGAUACAAAGUGGAUUUGGAAGAGCAGUUCUGCAGUCUCAUCGAAUCGUACUCGCACUCGCACUCGCCCUCGUACUCGCACUCGUUAACCGGGACCGGGUAUCGCAUUCAUGAGCUGGCUCAUUGGCAUUCAUUUGGAUUCGCACGCCGACACCGCCAGUAGUGCGUUCAACGCGGUGGUCACCUCCUCAUCCACAUCCACAUCCACAUCUAAAUCCCCAGGGGCUCAGCCUCAGCCUCAGCCUCAACGAUCGCUGUCCAAGCCACGCGCGAGUGAUCCAACCACACUUAAAUGAUUCCAAAUCCUCUCCUGAAGUGCUAACACAUUUUUAAAUAUAUAAAUACAACAUAUCCGUGGAUACAGACGACUCCCCCGCCCCCGUUCAGUGAUCGAAUAAAAAAGUGUCUUAAAGUGAAGAAGAAAAUCCAGCAACACGCACUCCAUCCGGGACUCCACUCUGGUCUAGUUGGUGUGGCAAGCAAGAUUGCUUCGUUUCGGUGCAGAAUAGUAUGCGAAUUCGUCCACAGUGGAUUCAACGAAUAAAAUGGCCGUUGGACCGACGGAGGGCAAACAGCCGCCCUCAGAGAGCUUCUCGCCCACGCACCACCAGAUUAUAGCGCCCAGUCCGAUACUGGCGGUGCCCACACUCGCCUUCUCCGCCGCCCAGGUGGAGAUCGUCUGCAAGACCCUGGAGGAUUCGGGCGACAUCGAGCGGCUGGCCCGGUUCCUCUGGAGUCUGCCCGUCGCCCUGCCAAACAUGCACGAGAUACUCAACUGCGAGGCGGUGCUCCGGGCCCGGGCAGUGGUCGCCUAUCAUGUUGGCAACUUCAGGGAACUUUAUGCAAUAAUAGAGAAUCAUAAAUUUACUAAGGCAUCCUACGGCAAGCUGCAGGCCAUGUGGCUGGAGGCCCACUACAUCGAGGCCGAGAAGCUGCGCGGUCGAUCCCUAGGCCCCGUGGACAAGUAUCGAGUGCGCAAGAAGUUUCCGCUGCCACCGACCAUCUGGGAUGGCGAACAGAAGACGCACUGCUUCAAGGAGCGCACGAGGAGCCUACUGCGCGAAUGGUACCUACAGGAUCCCUAUCCGAAUCCCACCAAGAAGCGGGAGCUGGCCAAGGCCACCGGCCUCAAUCCCACGCAAGUGGGCAACUGGUUCAAGAAUCGCCGCCAACGGGAUCGGGCUGCUGCGGCCAAGAAUCGCCUCCAGCACAACCAGAACUCGGGCAUGGGCUGCCGCAGCCGGCGUGCAGAUGGCGCUGCCUCGCCCACGCCCUCGGACAGCUCCGACUCGGACAUCUCGCUGGGCACCCACUCACCGGUGCCCAGCAGCCUGCAGCUGCAGCACAGCCCCGGGAGCACCUCCAACGGCGCCAAUGACCGCGACGAGAGCCUCAGCGUGGACGACGACAAGCCGCGCGAUCUGAGCAGCUCCCUGCCGCUGGCCUCGCCCGGCCUGACCCCGCCCCAGCUGCCCCACGUCGGAGUCGUGUUCGGUGGAGCGGGUGGGGGUGGGGGUGGUCCUCCACUGCCCGGGCCGGGGGGUUGUCUGCCGCCCUUCAAGCUGGAUGCGGCCACCAGUCUGUUCAGCGCCGGCUGCUACCUGCAAAGCUUUAGCAACCUGAAGGAGAUUUCGCAGCAGUUCCCCAUCCAGCCCAUAGUCCUGCGGCCGCAUCCACAGCUGCCACAGCUGCCCCAGCUGCCACAGCCGCUGGCUCUGAACGGAGGCGCCGGCGGACCUCCGCAUCUGCAUCAUCCCGCCUAUGCGGCCUAUGUGGAGUGCGUGCCCAGCCACGCCCAGCAGCACCCACCGCCCCCCAAGCUGCGCAUCAACUCCCCGGAGAAGCUCAACUCGACGGCGGUGGCGGCAGCCGUUGCAGGAGCGGGAGCGGGAGCAGGUGCAGGAGCAGGAGGCGGUGCGUCGCAUCAUCACGAGGCAACGAACACGGGCUACCACCACAGUGGGCAAUUGCUGCUGCACAGACCCUUCUCAACGUCGCCCGAGCUGAAGCACAGUGCCCCAGAGAUCACAUGAUAUCAGCGGGUCUGAGGUGUCGCCACAUCCCCACACCCACGCCCACACCCGCACCCACACCCACACCCGCACCCAUACCUGUCCCCAUCUAUACCCCGAAGCACUAAGGCCCAGCUAUUCAAAUUGUUUCAAUUCUAAUUCUAAGUUAAAUGUAGUUAAGCGCAUCCCUGGAGCGAGUUCCAGUUCGAGCAAUAACUGAAUCCGGCAAGAUCCUACCUACCCUACUACCUACCCUAUAUCGUACCGUACCCUAUGCUCGUAAGCCCCAGCAAGUACUCGUACCACAGCAAAACGCAAGCGUCGCACACUCUUCAAAGAUAGCCAUUUAAGCCAGUUGGAAGGAGAGUUACAGAUAGAGGAACCAGAGGGAUACACUCGUACUAUAUAGAGACAGAGACAGAGACAGACAGAGAGAGAGAGGCCAGGCCGAUGCCGAUGCCGAGGCCUGGGAGCUGAAUGUGAAACUUGAAUUCGAAACGUUUUCAUUCAAACUUAUGUGUGUGUACGUAAUUGUAAAUAGAGUUUAAGUAUGCAAAUCAUAGAGCUUACGUAUACAUUUAGAUUGCAAUAAAAACCGAACGAACAGUUAAGA